CCAGAAUCUGAGUGUGGACGGAUCGCAAAGGGGAAAUAAAAAUACUAAAAUAGUAGUGAAAACGGCACGAAGGGCAUCGGAGCUGCGCUCUAAAACCUUCAACAACUGCCAUGGAACUAACCUCCUCCUCCAUACUCCAUACUCAUCCUAUCAAAAGAACCACAACUUGCAAUUGCUCAUACUCCAAUGUCAUUCCUAAACAGCCACCAAGCAGAUUCUAUCCGUCUUCUUCUCCGCGUCUUUCUGUUUUCUCGAAAAACUACAAUUUCACCGGAAAGAGUUUACGAAUUACAAGAUUAACAGCAUUCAGCAGUUCCAGCCGUUCUAACAAUGACUCGACCCAAGAACUCGCGGUUCUUCUUGAAGUUGAAGGAGUUCUUGUGGAUGCAUAUCGCUCAACUAAUCGCCAAGCUUUCAAUGAAGCAUUUCGCAAGCUUGGACUUGACUGUGCAAAUUGGACUGAGCCUGUAUAUUCAGACCUCGUCAGGAAGAAUGCUGCUAAUGAGGAACGGAUGCUGAUUAUGUAUUUUAACCGUAUUGGUUGGCCGACUUCACUACCAACGAAUGAGAAGGAAUCAUUUAUUAAAAGUGUUCUGCGAGAAAAGAAAAAGGCAUCAGAUGAAUUGAUGGUCUCACAAAGUUUGCCACUCCGGCCUGGAGUUGAAGAUUUCAUUGACAAUGCUUAUAACGAGGGAAUACCUGUGAUUAUUCUCACAGCCUACAGCAAGAGUGGAGAAGAAAUUGCUAGAUCUAUCAUCACUAAGCUUGGACCUGAGAGAAUAUCCAAAGUAAAGAUUGUUGGGAAUGAGGAGACAAGACAGAGUUUAUAUAGUGAAUUUGUGCGUGGUCAAGCAAAGCAGUCAGGUUUGGAAGAGGAACUAGCUAAGGAAGCAAUGAAGGCAGCUUCUGCUGAGAAACAAAGGAUAGCCAAGAAGGUUGCAUCGGCACUGAAGUUGAGUGUCGAGAUAAAUACUACCUCAUCUGAAAGGGCCUGCAAUCAUUCGAUACUUCAAGUCUUCUAGGCAUUGAGGCACCAUCUAACACUGAAUUGAUUGGCAUGCAUUUUUUGAAAAGGAACAUGACAAAAAGGAAGUGGAUAAAUUGAGGUCCAAUCCUACUCACAUAACAUAACACAUAUUUCUGAGGACUUGAAACUUUGGAAGAAAUUCUUGUUUUGUUAACCUUAAUUUCUUGGAGAGGUUCAUUUGUGGUUUAGCUUGAUUGGUCAAUUUUCGAGAAGUCGUGUAGAGUUUAAAAAGAGAAAAGCUCCUGGAUUUUUACAACUUACCAGUCCUGGUAUCUGAUCUCAUGGGAUGGAGAGGAAGCUACCAAGUGAGAGAGAGAUAGCACUAACUUUUCAUCCUCUCCUCUUGAACUUAGUUUCACAGCUGCUUUCACCUUCUGUCGUACAAAAUGCCCACCGAUGAAAAUUAACGAGUGUUAGAAGACAAUGCAAACAAUGGAAGUGCAAUAGAAGUAACCAAUAUGGACCAAUGGUUCGAUUGACUUAUGGUUAUAGAAAAAAGAUAUGUUGCGGUUCUUGAAACCCUUCUACUUUACCUCUGCACAAAAAUACGUGUUGUGCAUGCUUUUCAAUCUUAUUAACUUACACAUACAUGCACAUGUAUCUUGGUAGUCAACUUUGUAGUAUUCAUGGGACAUUUUUAGUAGCUUCAUUAUGUGGUCUAAGAAUUGUAUGGUUCUCAGACGGCAAGAAUCUUGGAAUAGUCUAUUGUUCAUUAAAUGUUAUCUCAUGGUCGAUUUUUAUUUGAUUGUGAUUGUCACUAAUUUUUUGUUUUCUUUCUUUGUUUUCACUUCUUUGGAGAGUUGGUAUUCCUUGAACAUUUAUUCCUUGACAUUAUAUCAAUGAGAAGUUGUUUCUUAUAAGGGGGAAAUCCAAUUAAACAUUGCUGUCCUAUGGUUGCACUUUGCAGCUGUCAUGAUAUGUGCACAAAUCUUAGAAAUUUAUUUUGAAUAAUUGAAUUGCUGGUUUAUUUGACAGCAAUGUUUAACAUGAUAUAUUUUGGUUACAAAAAGCAUUAUCGUGUGCAUUAUCUAAUAUGACUUCAUU
This is a messenger RNA of Benincasa hispida (wax gourd), 2071 nucleotides long. Lineage: Eukaryota; Viridiplantae; Streptophyta; Magnoliopsida; Cucurbitales; Cucurbitaceae. The record is from RefSeq and is a predicted model, not a curated record.